Messenger RNA from Heterobilharzia americana, 888 nucleotides. The record is from the annotation of a GenBank genome assembly. NCBI's taxonomy places the organism in Eukaryota, Metazoa, Platyhelminthes, Trematoda, Strigeidida, Schistosomatidae.
AUGCGAAAGUUUUUUAACAGGCUGCAGAAAGGAAAGUCAUCAAGAGAAAGCAGUCAAAAUACACCUUUAGGAAGCUAUGAAAGCUUGAAGAAUGUAACUGAUGGGAAUAUAAAAUCUGUCCAAAACUACUUAGUGGAUGAGAAAGACUUACCAAAAUUACACAAAGCAGUCUGGAAAGAAGAUUUAAAAAAGGUUCGUAACCUGGUGAGAAGAGAGCCAAUGACUUCUGAUAAGGAAAAUAGGACCCCCCUUCAUUAUGCUUGCUGUAAGGGAAAUGAAGAUAUUGUUCGCGAGUUACUAGAAUUUAAUGCAAAGGUCAAUGUAGUUGACAAAAACUUUCAAACACCAAUCAUGAAAGCAGUUCAAGGUGGAUUUGUCAAGUGUAUUACAUUGCUAAUGGACUACAAGGCUGAUCUUACCUUGGAGGACGCAAAUGGAAAUGCAACGAUACAUCAUGCUGUAAACAGUUCUUCUGCGGAAAUCGUUUCACUUCUGAUAAAAGCUGGUGUUUGUAUCAAUACUCACAACCAGGAUGGAAUGACAAGCCUCCACCUAGCAGUAGAAAAGCAAGAUGUGGAAAUGGUUAACUUUCUUUUAAAGAACGGUGCUGACGUCGACUGUGUAGACAAUUGUGGAAGAUCGGCUCUUAUGCUUGCUUGUUUAAAAGGGGACAAUAAGAUUACUGAAACCCUAAUGAAUCAUGGAGCCUCUACUAAUCUGAAAGAUAAAGAUGGUUAUACGGCAUCAGAGUUAGCCUUACAAAAAGGUUAUAUAGAAUGUCAACGAAUAAUAUCCAUAACAGAAAAAACAAAAAAUGAUACUAUAAAUUCCAAUCAUCAACAUAUAGUGACGUUAAUGAUGAAUUUUCCCAUAGAUCUGAUCAAUUAA